This is a messenger RNA of Rattus rattus (black rat), 498 nucleotides long. RefSeq names its product 60S ribosomal protein L36-like. The transcript has 2 exons. Gene Ontology annotation, cellular component: ribosome; cytosolic large ribosomal subunit. Gene Ontology annotation, biological process: cytoplasmic translation. The coding region runs from base 1 to 498 and encodes 165 amino acids. The record is from RefSeq and is a predicted model, not a curated record. NCBI's taxonomy places the organism in Eukaryota, Metazoa, Chordata, Mammalia, Rodentia, Muridae. Gene Ontology annotation, molecular function: structural constituent of ribosome.
AUGCCUCAGAGGUACCAAUGUAACACUGAAGGUCUAGACAAUUCCGGCAGAGUUACUGGUCUUCAGUCCGUGUUGGAAGGUGGAAAGCAGCAACUGGAGUUUGAUUCAGAUGUAAACCUGCCUUCCUGUCCGGCCGCCAUCAGAGAGCAGAGGCCAUGGCCCUGCGCCACCCCCAUGGCCGUGGGCCUCAAGGAAGGCCACAAGGUGAUGAAAAACAUCAGCAAGCGGGGACACAGCCAGCGCCGCGAUCACCUCACCAAGCACACCAAGUUUGUGCGGGACAAGAUCCCGGAGGUGUGCGGUUUCGUGCCCUACGAGUGGCACGCCCUGGAGUUGCUCAAAGUGUCCAAGGACAAGCACACACUCAAGUUCAUCAAGAGGACGGUGGGCGCGCACAUCCACGCCAAGAGAAAGUGGGAGGAGCUGAGCAACGUGCUGGCAGCAAGAAGGAUUGAUGGGCCCUCCCCCAAUAAGAGGUCCGUUGCUUCUUGCUCCUGA